Molecule: messenger RNA, 1464 nt
Organism: Brassica oleracea var. oleracea
Lineage: Eukaryota; Viridiplantae; Streptophyta; Magnoliopsida; Brassicales; Brassicaceae
Exons: 5
Coding region: 1-1464 (487 amino acids)
Molecular function (GO): hydrolase activity, hydrolyzing O-glycosyl compounds
Source: RefSeq, a predicted model, not a curated record
AUGGCAAGAUCUAUCUCUUUGUGUAUCUUCUUAUUAUUCAUUACUUGGAUUCCAAUUCUAUCCACAAGCUUUCCGCUCUCCACAAAAACUCGAUGGAUCGUGGACGAGAAAAGCCAAAGGGUAAAGCUAGCCUGUGUGAACUGGCCGGCUCAUCUCCAGCCCGCUGUGGCUGAAGGGCUAAGCAAACAACCAUUAGACUCCAUCUCCAAGAAGAUUGUCUCAAUGGGAUUUAACUGUGUUAGACUCACUUGGCCUCUUGAUUUGAUGACUAAUGACACAUUGGCUCGUAAAAUCACGGUCAAGCAGUCUUUUGAAAGCUUGAACUUGUUUGAUGAUGCUCUUGGGAUUCAAAUUCACAAUCCCAAAAUCCUUAAUCUUCCCAUAUUCAAUGCCUUCCAGGAAGUGGUAUCGAACCUUGGACAAAACGGAUUGAUGGUGAUACUAGACAACCACUUGACAUAUCCAGGCUGGUGUUGCAGCGACAACGACCUCGACGCUUUCUUCGGCUACCCUAACUUUGAUCCCGUCAUUUGGGCCAAGGGCUUGGGCAAGAUGGCUACUCUUUUCCGCAAUGUCACUAAUGUCAUUGGCAUGAGCCUAAGGAACGAGCCACGUGGUACUAGAGAUUACCCCGACCUAUGGUUUAGGUUCAUGCCAAAAGGAGCAGAAGCAGUGCACGCCGCAAACCCUGAAGUACUAGUUAUCCUCUCCGGCAUAGACUUCGACACAAACCUCUCUUUCCUCCGUGACCGCUUCUUCAACGUCAGCUUCACCGAUAAACUCGUCUUCGAGCAGCAUUGGUACAGCUUCUCCCACGAGGGAGGCGCGUGGGUAAAACACAACUCCAACGAUAUUUGCGCCAAAAUCAUCGGGGAAGUCAAUCAUAAUGGAGGAUUCUUGCUCGACAGAGGCUUUCCUUUGAUUUUGAGUGAGUUUGGGACUGAUGAGAGAGGCGUUGACGUCAGCGGAAACCGGUAUAUGAAUUGUUUGGUGGCUUGGGCCGCUGAGAAGGAUUUGGAUUGGGCGGUUUGGGCAUUAACCGGAGAUUAUUAUUUGAGAACCGGACCCGGUUUACAAGAGAAAAAGCUUCUUUUGCACCCACAUACUGGCCUAUGUGUCACCAAUAACCACUCAGGCAAUGUACCCACACUUCGACUUGAACUAUGCACUAAAUCCGAGCCAUCGACCUUUAAUCCCAAGGAAGGCAUUCUCUGGAUCAAUAAAAUGUGCGUUGAAACUCCAGAUGUUGCUGGACAAAAGGUGAAGCUUGGAGUUGGCACUAGGUGCUCUAAGCUGGGACAAAUCUCAGCUACUAAGAUGCAUUUGUCGUUUAAGACAAGUAAUGGCUUGUUACUAUGUCUUGACGUGGAUGAACGUGACAACAGCAUUGUCACUAACCCUUGCAAGUGUUUGACUAAGGAUGCUUCGUGUGAUCCAGCGAGCCAGUGGUUCAAAGUUCUUUAA